This is a messenger RNA of Mytilus californianus (California mussel), 5089 nucleotides long. Its product is annotated as sperm-associated antigen 1-like. Gene Ontology annotation, molecular function: heat shock protein binding. The transcript has 23 exons. The record is from RefSeq and is a predicted model, not a curated record. NCBI's taxonomy places the organism in Eukaryota, Metazoa, Mollusca, Bivalvia, Mytilida, Mytilidae. Gene Ontology annotation, cellular component: cytosol; mitochondrion. The coding region runs from base 102 to 3434 and encodes 1110 amino acids.
GAUAUAUUGAAAGGCUUCCUUAGCAGCUUGGAACUUGCUGGAAAACACUUCUUAACACGUUAGUGCCUUUAAGAAUUUAUUUUGAGGUAUUGACUGUCACCAUGUCAACAGUGAGUGAUAAUGUACUGUUCCAGUCAGAAACAACCAGGAAGUAUGAUAUCCCUCUGACUCAUCUAGAUUACCCAUACAUACAGAAAUGUACAGACACAAAAGAACUGGAGAGAAUACUAAAAAUCCUUAGAUCAGGUGAUGAAGGAUUUUAUCCAGAUUUAGAGUCAUUUUGUGAAGAAAGGAUUGAGAAACUAAAUCCCAAAAGUCGUGUAUUGAGAAAAGAAGUUCCACUUGGCAGACCUGGAGAUCUUGCAAAAGAUGAAUGGCAGAAAAUAGAUACUGAUUUGAAGACUUGGGAGCUGGAUAUGAAGACUACAGAAUCUUCAAAGAAAAGAUACAUAGAUAGUUUUGAUGAUCCAGAGUUACCUCCCAUCAGAUCAGGAUUUAUUAAUGGCAUGAGUAAUCAGAAUAAUGAGGCAGACACAGGAAAGAAAAGUAAGCGAGUAACACCAAGAGAUUACAAGGAAUGGGAUAAAUUUGAUAUUGAUAAAGAAUUAGAUGAUGUAGAUAAGAAAGAAGAAAAGAAAUCUACCAAAAUAUCAACAGUCCCCAGAAUAGAAACUAACAUAAAUACUGCAGGAAUGACAGAUGAGGAAAAGAUUAUGAGAGCAGGAAAGGAAAAGGAUAAGGGAAACGAAGCAUUCAGAGCAGGAGACUAUGAAGAAUCAAUAGCAUACUACACUCGUAGUAUAAAACUGCAUUCAACAGCUGCCUCAUACAAUAACAGGGCUAUAGCAUAUUUAAAAAUAUCUCAGUGGACAAAUGCAGCAGAGGACUGUAAUCGUGUUCUAGAUUUAGAACCAGAUAACAUCAAAGCUCUUUUAAGAAGAGGAACAGCCUACAAAGGAAUUAAAGAGUUUAGUAAAUCUUUACAAGAUUACAAGCAAGUUUUACAAUUAGAACCUGAGAAUAAAAGAGCCCAGGAUCUUAUUGAAGAGUUAGCUGCUGAAGAAAGGAAACAUGAGGAAGAAAAGAGGAAAAGAAAGGAGAAGGGAAGAAGAAUGGUGAUAGAAGAAGUUGAUGAAGAAUCUGAUGAUGAGAUUGUUGUUGAUAAGACACCAAAAGAGGGCCAAAAAAUAGUCAAUGGUUGUUCAGAUGAUGGUCAAAAGUCAAAAAUACCGGAAAUUAUAAAAGAAAAGUCAGACAAUAAGAAACCAGUGGAAAGUAAAAAUAGCAUUAAAAGUGAAAGUAAGCAAGAUGUUUACAAGCAUGGUAAGGUUGAUGAAAAUGGACACAACAAACUCAAAGAAAGUACAUUUGUUAAAAAUACUGAUAAAAAUAUUUGGAAAGAAGAAGAUAUUGUAGAAACUUCAGCUGUGUCUGAAACAAAUAAAAUACAAAAUGAAAGUGGACUUCCUAAAAAUACCAGACAAGGAAGUAAUAGUCAAAGUGAAAAUAAACUGGAUUUUCCCCUAACAAGAGAACAGAACACAGAACGCUCAGCUGAUAGCAGUGAAAGUAAAUCAGAAAUGGGAGAGACUAAGGAAAAGGAAAAAGAAUCCAGUGACAGUGGGAAAAAUAGGAAUUCAGAAACUGUUAAAACAGAAGAGACUGUAACUAAUGGACAUGUAGUUACAGAAAGACCUAAAUUUGUACAAGGACCUUUAUCCCGAAGUGUGGCAGAACUGAGGGAGUCAGGAAAUAAUUUUUUCCGUACAGGUCAAUAUGGGGAUGCUAUUCUUAAAUACAAUGUGGCCAUUCAAAAAAUGGAAAAAGAGAAGACUGAUCAGAGAGUUAAUAUCUCUCUCAUAUACAGUAACAGAGCAGCUUGUUAUCUGAAGACAGGGGACUGCCCACAUGCUAUUAAAGAUUGUACAACAGCAUUAGAUCUGGUGCCACACUCAAUCAAACCUCUGCUUAGAAGAGCCAAUGCAUAUGAAGUGUUGGAAAGGUAUCGACCAGCUUAUGCAGAUUAUAAACAUGUUUUAAGUAUAGACUCGUCGGUGGACAUGGCACUUCAGGGAUCUGCCAGGUGUUCAAAACAUUUGAUAGAAGUUGAUGGUUCAAAAUGGAGAGAAAAAUUACCCAGGGUUUCUUCUGUUCAAUCAUGGGAAAUUCCAGAAAUAGUAGACAGUUCAGUACCAAUCACUGCACCAUCUCAACGUAUCAACACAUCUGUCACAUCAUCAGCAUCUAGUCAGCCAAUCAACAACAGUGUUCCAUCUUCAUCACAAAGUGUUAAAACAGCAGAAAAGGUGAAAGAUAAAUCACCAGAAGAGAAAUUUGAUGAACUAAAGACAGAGGGUAAUUCAUUUGUCCAAAAGGGUGAAUACCAGAAAGCAGUGUCAUGUUACACAAAAUGUAUUGAGAUUUUACCAGAAAAGGUUGUCAGUUUCACAAACAGAUCUCUGUGUUAUCUAAAACUUCAAAAGCCUACAGAAGCAGAAACAGAUUGUUCAACAGCAUUGUCACUUGAUAAAGAUAAUGUGAAAGCUUUGUUUAGGAGAGCUCAGGCUAGAAAGAUGUUGGAGAAACACAAAGCGAGUUUAGAAGAUUUAAAUCAGCUGUUGAAAGUAGAUCCUAAAAAUACAGCAGCUAAAAAAGAAAUGGAUUUAGUGAAGGCUUUAUGGAGAGAGGAAUUUAAUUCCUUAAAGAAACAGAUGGGGAAACCUGCUGAAAACAAGCCAAGGAAGAGGAUAGUUAUUGAAGAAACAGACUCAGAUUCUGAGGAGGAAGGUUCAAAAGACCAGCCUAAAGUAUCCAAAUCACCUAGUACAUCAACAAAGGUAGACACAAAGAUCGAUAAACAGUCAGCUAAAAAGGGGUCUUCUUCAAAGCAGGAACAAAAAAGGACACUUGAAACAAAGUCAAAAGAAACAAAAACAGAUUCAGAAAAAUUCAAAGAGAAACAAAAGGAAAAGAAAUCAACACAGCCUUCUAGUGGGAUAAAGUCAUCUACAAUCAAGCCAACAAGUUUUGGAUUGCCACAGUCUAUUCCUAAGCUAGAGAAAGCCACACCAUAUGAAUUUAUAACAACCUGGAAUUCAUUAAAACAGUCAACAGAUUUACAGCCAUAUGCUGAUCUUCUGAGACAGAUUCCACCAAAAGACCUCCCUAAAGUGAUAAGCAAUAAAUUAGAUGGAGGGAUGCUGAGCAAAAUAGCAAAAUGUGUGGCUGAAAAGUUUACUGGUGAAGAUGAUCUGUCAACAAGUUAUCAGAUUUUGAUGAACGUGAGCAAGGUGCCCAGAUUUGAUACAAUUGCCAUGUUCAUGUCUAAAGAAGAAAAGAAAGAUAUAGAGACAGUAUUGAAGAAAGUAGAAUCUUCAGGAGAUAUGGCCAGGAAAGAAGACAUCAGUCAACUCAGGGAAAAAUUUUCUUUAUGAAAAUUCUUGUAGUGUUUUAUAUAUGUAAUGCCAAAUCUGAUUAUUUAUCUGGAGAUUUUGAAUAGAUUAAGAAUCAGUAUAAACUUUCCUGCAUUGAUGUUUAUCUUGGUACAAGUUAUGGCACCUCUAUGAUUAAAAAACAGAUAAUUCAUGAACUUAAAGUGUAUUAAAUAUUGACAAUUAAAUCAGAUAUGGUACUGGCAAUAUGUAAGACAAGCGAGACCCUGUGAAUUCAUUUAUUUCAAUAGAAUUUAUAUAAUUCUUUAAAAUGUUAUAUGUCAUGAUAUUUUUACAUGAAAUAUUCAAUGUCAUUGUGUGUAAUGGAAUUAUCCUAGACAAGGUGCACUAAUUUGCUUAGCAUAAUAUUGAAAUUAUUUUCACAGAAACAAAUCUGAAAAAUCAUCAUUAAAAAUGGUUGUGUGAAUAUCUUAAUUUAAUUUAUGUUGUUGACUCUUCAUAUCAGUGAUAAGAUAAAUUUGUUUGUCAAAACUUUCAUUUCAUAAAUUUAUUGGACAAAGCGUUUAUAACAGUGAGCAGUAUUGUUAUAAAUUCAUUGAUAUCAAAUUUAGUGCAUACAACUUGAUUUCAAACAACUGUGUUGUUUACUGUAAUCUGUGAUAUGGGUUAAUACAAAUCAUCUUUAGUGCUAAAUUUAAAGCCAGAGUGUGAACUGUACAUAUUCCUAUAUCUAACAGUUGUAACCAUCUUACUAGGCAUGCAUCAGUAUAUACUUUAAAAACGAUUUCUUAUUUUUGUGCUAACUGAUGUAAAGUUAUCUGACAUCAAAUUUAUAAUAAAUACUUAAAGUUUGAAAUUAUCUUUUAAAGAUGUUGUGGAUUAUUUAUGAAUCAAUUUUAAAAAAUGGGUUAUACAUUGUAUUUUUUCAACUCGACAAGAUAUAAGAGAAUGAAACUCUAUAAUUUGGACAAAAGCAACAUAAUUUAUAGUGUUAAAUGUGUUACUAGUAAAAUAAGUUUAAUCUCUAGAUGUCUGAUGUGGGUUUUGUUUUUUUUUGUUUUUGUUGUUGUUUGGUUGAUAUCUCAAAUGUCCCCAAUGUCCUUUUACUCUAAUUGAGCUUUUUUUUAAUCUAAAGUUGUGUUUUUAAAGAGCUUAAAAAUCAGAAAUAUCAAAAGCUUUUUUUCUGCUUUUAAAGUUUCUUUUUUUUCGUAACCCUUCAACGUUAAUAUAUGGCUUAACAGUUUAAGGAAAGAUCUGGCCGAUUCAAAUGUUGCGGCCUUCUAAAAAGACCGUUUGUUACACUUUUUUAUUUAUUAUUCAGCAUUAACAUUUUGUCAAAAGGUAGUUGAUGCCUGCUAUUAAAGGUAAUUUAAUGAUGCUGUUAUUUGUUUUCUGUAAGUUAUUGCUGACCUCCUAGUACUUUUGACAAUUUGGUGCCCCAAAGAAAAGUUGCUACAAUGAAAUCAUACAACCACAUCUCCUUACCUUUAUAAGAAAAGUAGAGUAACCCAUCUCUCAGUCACUUGUUCACAGAAUCAAGUAGUUUUCAUAGAUUUUUUAUUUAAAAUUUUGUUUUUUCAGUUGUGCAAUUUACCAUAACGUAAAGUAUUAAACUCCAUCCACUGACUUUCAAAAAUGUGAUCUUGUUGAAUAUUGUUAUUUGAUGCAAAGACAAUAAAUCACUGUUUUACAAUGUU